GGAUAUGCCUGUAACACAAAGGGAACGCCACCGACGCGGGUUCACCCCCUGGUUCCUUGAAUGUCUGGAAAAUUCUCUGCCCUUCUUUAAGCACUUGUCAGACGCCAGACGGAAGACAACGUGGACUUGAAAUAAUCUAAGCGAAAGCUCAUAUUCCGCUAGGGUACAAGUGUGGCUGGUGCACAACUAUAACGUUAGCGCGGUAUCAGCAUUAGCUGUAACGUACAUUUUAUACGCCAGCGAAGAGAUUAAACUAACGUUAGUUAGCUUGCUAGCUUUUACGUUAGUCCGUUUGUUCCAUGCUGCACUGUGCAUGGUGUGAGAAAUAGUUAGCCUUAGCCACCACUACUAUUAGCCAGUGCUUGUUUGUGGUGCAGGUCAGAAGAGUAAGGGGGUGAAAUCUGCUUCAUGACAAUGACUGCAGAGGAGCAGACAAGUGAAGGACAACACACCAUCCCAAUGGAGGGGGAGGACAUUACGCCAAAGAAAGACGGGGGUGUCUUAAAGCUGGUGAAAAGGGAAGGCACAGGCACAGAGCUGCCUAUGACUGGUGACAAAGUGUUUGUGCAUUAUGUGGGCACACUUCUGGAUGGUACUCAUUUUGACUCAAGCCGAGACCGAGGAGAAAAGUUUUCCUUUGAGUUGGGCAAAGGUCAAGUAAUAAAGGCAUGGGACAUCGGCGUAGCCACAAUGAAAACAGGGGAGUUGUGCCAGCUCAUCUGUAAGCCAGAGUAUGCUUAUGGAACUGCAGGCAGUCCACCCAAGAUACCCCCCAAUGCCACUCUUGUUUUUGAAGUGGAACUAUUUGAAUUUAAAGGCGAGGAUGUAACUGAAGAUGAGGAUGGAGGAAUCAUUCAUCGCAUUAUUACUAAAGGGCAGGGAUAUUCAAAGCCUAAUGAAGGAGCUUCUGUUGACGUAACUGUGCAGGGUACCUAUGAGGGACGAGUCUUUGACGAGAGAGAACUGAAGUUUGAGAUUGGAGAUGGACAGGGUCUGGGCUUUCCAGUUGGAGUGGAAAAAGCUAUAAUGGCUAUGGAGCAGGGAGAGGAGGCACUCUUCAAUAUUAAGCCUAAAUAUGGCUUUGGGAAUGCAGGCAGUGAGAAGUAUAACAUUCCUGGCGGAGCAACACUGCAGUACAAAAUCAAGCUGACUGCCUUUGAGAAGGCUAAGGAAUCAUGGGAGAUGAACACGGUAGAGAAGCUACAGCAGAGCGGCAUUGUCAAAGAGAAGGGAACACAGUAUUUUAAGGAGGGAAAAUACAAGCAAGCCUCAGUGCAGUACAAAAGGAUUGUGUCGUGGCUCGAACAUGAGUCUGGUUUAUCAGAGGAGGAUGAGAAGUGCGCAAAAGCAUUGCGGCUGGCGGCCUAUCUGAACUUGGCCAUGUGCUUCCUUAAACUGCAGGAGCCAAACCAAGCACUGGAGAACUGUGACAAGGCCCUGGAAUUGGAUGCAUCUAAUGAGAAGGCUUUGUUCCGAAGGGGAGAGGCACUGUUUGGUAUGAAGGAGUUUGACAAGGCACGAGAUGACUUCCAGCAGGUUGUUCAACUUUAUCCUGCCAACAAGGCUGCCAAGAGUCAGGUGGGUCUUUGUCAGAAACGCAUCAAGGAGCAGCGUGAGAAGGACAAACGCAUCUACGCCAACAUGUUCCAGAAAUUUGCAGAGAGGGAUUCAAAGAAAGAAGCAGACAAAAGGAAGAGUGAAAGCAAGGAGAACGGCGAUGAUGACAUGGAAGUUGACAAUGGAGAAAAGGAAGUCGCAGUUGAAGCAAAUGCGUAGAUGAAAAUAUGAUUAUUACAGUUCAUCUGUAUUUCAGACUUUUGUAACUUCAGCCAUUUGUGUUUCAGGUGUGACUGUGUGUAUGUGUAUAGAGUGUGUGUAUGAGAAUAAGCGUGUCAAAGAGAGCACUAACUGUGGGAGCGUCUUUGCUGGCUUUUUCUUUGUGUCCGGGCUUUUUGCUGUGGCAGCUACCUGAGCAGAUGGGGCUUCUCCAGCUGAUGGGGAUGUGGUUUUAAUAGAUGAAUUGUGUGCCACAACCCCCGCCCCUGAACCCUUUCAACCCACGGCUUUGAACUGUGCAUGUGUUUUCACAGCGUUUUGGGUAGGAAAAUAAGUGCAUCCAAGUGUUAAGUGCAGAAUUUCACCCGUCAAGGGCUACACCAUUCACCUUGCACUACCCUCUGUCCUCUCCCCGUCAUGUCGUAUGCUAUGUCCAUCUAACACUCCUCAUGGGCCUACUGAUCAAUUCCUGGAGCUGUGAUGGUUGUGUGCAUAGAUAUGUCUGAAUGUUAGAGUGCCUGUGUCCCAAAGUACGUAUGUAGCAGCACUGUGGAUAGGUGAGUAAUAAGACGUUAGCCUGGAAUAGCUGUCGAACUCGGAGCUUCUCUCUCAAUCUAAAGAUGGAGCUCCUCUAUAGCCCCCAGGGUACAGGACUGUUCACCUUUACUUUGAAAAUAUUGACUUUGUACUUUUUAUUUUUUUUUAUUUUUCCAGUGUUGUGCUUGUGACUUCUGUAUUGUUCUCAAAAGGAUGAAAGCAACCAAUUACUUAACUGGAAUAUGUGCGUUAUAAAGCAGCUUGAAAUGACAGUAAUUAGCUUCUGGACACACUCGAGUAAUAAACAGUUAAGUAUUAGUCUUAAUUUUACUGUAAAAAAAAAAGUACAUGUGUGAACGUGUGCAAAUAUGGCUCAUCAGAUUCAGGCUGUUAAAGAAAAGGUAAAGGUACGGCAGAAGAAGAUGUGAGCACUGUUCAUUGUCAGUCAACAGCACCUGAAGAGUGGGGCAGAAACUGAACUAGGGGGCUAAUUUAAAAACCGGGCUGUGAGGAUUUUGUCUUUUGGAAGGCUUACUGCUUGGUCUGCCCUGACAGAAAGAUAUAAUAAACAAUAGCUACAGCUUGA
Messenger RNA from Centropristis striata (black sea bass), 2899 nucleotides. RefSeq names its product FKBP prolyl isomerase 4 (gene fkbp4). Gene Ontology annotation, molecular function: protein binding; peptidyl-prolyl cis-trans isomerase activity. NCBI's taxonomy places the organism in Eukaryota, Metazoa, Chordata, Actinopteri, Perciformes, Serranidae. The coding region runs from base 409 to 1776 and encodes 455 amino acids. The transcript is spliced from 11 exons. The record is from RefSeq and is a predicted model, not a curated record.